GGCCAUUUUAGCAUGUUAUUGAGCCUCUUUGUCAGGCAUGGAUACUUAAAUACUGGCCAUUAACCACAUUUGUCUUCUGGACUCCCCUUCAGCCUUGCACUAAGUUCUUUUCGUAAUCACUGUCAUUUCUUCAAUAGAAAUGAUGAUGCUUGUGUCUCGUAUGGCUGGACGCCUUACGUUUGAGUCUCAACCUGAGACUGGGAUGGCUUCCCAAUACUCAGAUGAAACUGUACUGACGCGUUAUAUUCAUGAACGACGUAUGUGCUUCCACACCGAGUACGGCACCGUGACUACAUUUUUGCCGCCUCCCGGAAGUAAUAAGUGUACGACAGAAUCUCUGACUACCAUAUUGGAAGUCCGGGAGCCAGAAGAUGUCGAAGGCUGUUCCGGUGGCGAGGGGUUGGUUGAGGCUGGUUCUCGACCAGCACAUCCACAGCUUCCACGCGUCGCUUCUGCAAUCUCGUCCAAGGCAAUCAAUAUUGCCCAGAACUCGACAACUCUCAGCUUAGACUAUCUGACUGCAGUCAAUGAGCAAAUCAACAAGGAACAAGACAUCUUGAGAAAGGAGGUUGCUGCUAUGCAUGUUAAAGUCCAGGAGCUUCAAAAACAAGCCCAGGAACGGCAGGAGAUGGUUGAUUUUGCGGAGGUAGAAAUUGAGAAGAUCCUUCAAGAUCAUAUUCAGACUGAACGGCGUCUCAAGAUUCAGACCGCCGAGCUCGAAGCUUGUCAGAGGCGAAUGGAGAUACGUCUGGAGGAAUGGGAGGAUUACCGCCGGUUCCUUGAGAAUGACAUCGAUACCCUUCAUGAGAUUAUAUAUAAUUUAAGAGCGCAGUACGAAAUUGCGCGUCUUACCGGAGAAGAAUAUGCCUAUGAGCGCACCAUUCGCUUUUUGCAGUCUCAACUAAUACGACCAAUCAAAGAAGAUGUACCGUCCUUUCCACUUCGCCAGACCUCGCCCUCUACAUCUCCGCGUAAGCGGUCGCCAUCUAUGCGGGGCUUCAACACGCCGCCUAUGACUCCUCCUGCCACCCCUCUCAAGGUCUCCACAACUUUCAUGGAGAUGAAUGCCUACAAAUCGUCGAAGUUAGAUGACUCAACUGGGUUGGACUUAUCAUCUUUUGGUGCAACCGAACGGUGCAAAAUACCUCCUCGUCCUUCGACCCCUCUCCCUUUCGGCUUUAGUGGUGAUAGCUGAUUUUCAUCCGAUUCAGCUUCGGGUUCUUCGCAGCUGGAUUUAACCCAGUCCCAAGGCAAAUACUCCCACUGUCAUCAACUCGCCCAAUGUCGCCGCUUUAUGAUCAUGACUUAACGACCUACUCUGUUUUACUUCACACCCUCAAUUAUGUGUUUUAUAGCACCAAGGCUCGAUUACAGAGCACAUCCGUUCAUUGUGAAAUAUAUCGUCUCUCCGCUCUCGAUCUACUAUUGACGUACCUGAUUAUGUUCCAACUUUUGUGAAUAUACCAAGCUGUCGUGAUAGGUACCCUCCGACCCUUUCUUGUUCGAGCGGCCGCCUUCCGUAUGCUCUUUACGAAUGUCCGCUUCUCAUGCUGGCAUAAAGCUUACCUAUCCGG
Molecule: messenger RNA, 1574 nt
Organism: Somion occarium
Lineage: Eukaryota; Fungi; Basidiomycota; Agaricomycetes; Polyporales; Cerrenaceae
Source: the annotation of a GenBank genome assembly